ACCGGACUGGUGGUCGGUACGAAACAAGGCGUCGGCGCCGUGGAUGCCCCGGCUUCCUCAAGUGCCGGACCAUCCUCCACCUCCACCGGUAGUGCCACCACCACCGUCUCCACCACCACCGCCGCCACCGCCACCACCAGCGAGGGCAGCAGCAGCACCACCACCGCUGCCACCACCGCCGCCGCCACCACCGCCGCCACCACCACCACCAUCACCACCACCACCAGCACCAACAGCGGCACCAGCACCAGCACCAGCAUCAGCAGCAGCACCAGCACCGCCACCUCCAUGGAGGUCGCGCGGUUGGGCAUCAGUAGAGCCCGGGACAGACUGCCGAUCGCGCACACGGAGGGUGCGGGUCGUCCCUGGGAUUGGUGGUCGGAUCGGGUUUGGUCGGUCGGUCGGUCGGUCGUUGUAUCGCGCAUCCCUGUUUACGUGGACGGCUCUGGUGCGUACGUAUCGCGAGUAGCAAACGUAUCCAGUGGACCGGAUUUCGAGAAAUGAUGCGGUGAGGGAGCGGGAGAUGAAGACGCCUCGUGGCUAGUGUGGUGCAGUUGAGAAAGGAAGAGAAAGGGAGAGGAGGAGGAGACGGAGAAGGAGAAAGAAAGAGGGAGAGAGAGAGAGAGGGAGAGAGAGAAGGGAGGGAGAGAGAGAGAGAGAGCGAGAGAGAAAGGGUGGUGCAGGUGGUGGUGGAGUGGCGGACGGAGUUGGUCGGUGGCGAGUGGCGAGCGAGCGAGCGAGCGAGCGAACCCCGAAUAAGUGGAGCCGCCGCGGUCCAGUGCCGUGUGAAAUGGACUAGAGAGUGGAUUGGUGGUCGGUUGUCGGUCGAAUCGGUGGGUGCAAGGGAGGAUCGAGAUGUUGUGCGUUUCGGGACCGGGAUCGUCUCGCGCGUCGAGACGGCUGGCGUCGCGUUAUCGGAUUCGUCGUUGAUCGGACAAAGCCGGUUGUUGUUCGCUCUCCGUUCCCGUAUGCGUGCGUGUGCGUGGCUGCGUGCGUGUAUGCGUGCGUGCGCGCCGACCAAAGACAUCCUCGCGUGUGGAGCUACUUCGUGUUCGAAAUAGACGGAAAACGAAGAUCACGAGCGAACCGCCACGGAGGCAACCUCGUCGUCGCCCGACAAGCAACCACUACGAAUGAUAAAAUGAAGGAAUUGACACGUAUAAGAGCAACGAUACGACACGAAGCGUAACGAGUAUAACUCGCCAAGAGAUACUACAAGAACUGGCAAAUCGACGCGCUCGUAGUGUAAAACUUUCGAAACUGACCUUCCCCUCCUGCCGAUGGACGAUUAGCCAUCGCCGGAAGCUCAUCGCGCGUCCAGGGAGGGGUGGCGAACGCCGAUGCUUCCCUUGGACUUGUCGGGCCGCGCCGUCGACCGGAGCUCCUCGUCGUUGAUCGGACGAGCGACGAGGACGACGAUCGAGGCGAUCGUCGCGACGUGGGCGAGAGCGAGGAGCAAGAACAACGAGUUCCGGUUGACGCGGAAGCUCGUUGCAGGCCACUCACGUCCCCGAGGAUGGAACUGAGAGCCCUGGAUCCGAUUGGCACCGCGUUGGCACCGAUAUCUCGCGAGUUGAUCAUCCGUUUGCGAACGACGAGCGAGCAGACGAAGCGUUCGAGGGCGGUGAACGAGGAGGAGUGGAAAGAGGGUGGGUCGGAGCACGGGGUAGACGGAAGAGAGGACGGAAGGGGGUAUCCGGCGCGAGAGGAAGAGGAAGAGGAAGAAGAGGGACGUGCCCCGGGCGGAGGGCCCCACAGAUGCGGGGCCCGGAGGGGCCAGUCCGCGGCGGCGUGACGCGAUGCGGACGUCCUCCUCCUCGGCCGCGAGGAAGAGGAAACAGGUCUUCUCGCCUAUCCUCGACCCUAUCCGAGCUCUGCCUCCCUCGCUGGACGAUAGCUUCGUCUUGGACCGUGCUCGCGAUCACCGCCUCGUCGGCCCUGUCUUCCGCUGUUCCGCUCACCCGGCUGCCCGUCGUCCAAGGUGGCGGUGCGGCCGAGCGGAGGACGAGGAGUUUGGCGGGAGCGAGAGGACGGCGCGGUGGGAUUUCCAGGAGGAAGACGGCGGGACGCGGAGGCGAAAUGGGAGGGAAGGAGCGGUGCAGGCGCGUUGCGAGAGCAGGGGGGACGGGUCGAAAAAGUGUUUGGCGACGGUCGUGGUGUUGCUCGGUCUGUUGUGCGGACAGUGGUGCGGCGGUGGGGCGGAGGCCCUCGCCGGAAGCCAGAAGUACAGCACGAGGACGGUGAGGACCAGGUACGGGACGUUGCGCGGCGUCGAGGACAGGUCGUCCACCUCCGUGGAAACCUAUUACGGCGUCCCGUACGCCACACCCCCGAUCGGGGCGCUGCGGUACAUGCCACCGGUCACGCCGACCCCGUGGCGGGGCACCAAGCUGGCGGACACCGUGCCGCCCGCGUGCCCCCAGCGGCCCCCGGAACCGGACUCGAGUCUGCCGCGCUCCAAACGCGCCUACCUCGAGAGGCUGGCGCCCAUGCUUGCCAACCAGAGCGAAGACUGCCUAUACUUGAACCUCUACGUGCCCAAAACUCCUCACGGUAGUACCCCAGACUUAUUGCCAACCCUUCUUCUAAUACACGGUGAUUCCUAUUCGUGGGGCGCUGGAAAUUCCUUCGACGGCACUGCGUUGGCUGCUUACGGUCGUCUUAUCGUCGUUUCUAUUAAUUUUCGUCUCGGCGUACUCGGCUUUCUUAAAACAGGCCCGAAGGGAAGCGCGCAAGGAAAUUACGGAUUGAUGGAUCUAGUGGCAGGGCUUCACUGGUUACACGAGAAUCUUGGCGCUUUUGGCGGUGACCCCGACCGGCUGACGCUCUUUGGCUACGGCACAGGAGCGGCUCUUGCCAAUUUUUUAGCCGUCUCGCCCAUGGUGAAAGAGUUGGUCGAGAGAGUGGUAUUACUGGGCGGUUCCGCCCUGUCACCCUGGGCCAUACAGCGUGAUCCGUUAACGGUGAAACAUCGCGUCGCCCAACAGACCGGAUGCCCUGGUAACGUCGAGGCUGACGAUAUCGCACCGUGCCUUCGUUUGCGAAGUUUGGAGGAGCUUCUCGCCGUGCAUUUGGACCCGCCGAGAUUCACCUCUGGAUUCGCCCCUUUCGUCGAUGGGGCGGUCAUGCCUCCGCCGAUCAAUCAGAAUUUCCAGCCAACCGCCUCCUCGUCGGGUCUGAUGCCCCUGGUUCCCGGCCCAGGAACCGAGUUCGCUAAUUUCGGCGAUCGAGACCUGAUGCUCGGAUUGACGUCAGAGGAGGCAUGGGUCAACCUCACCGACGAGGAUCUACAGAACGGUCUGAACGAGACGAGGAGGGAUCGGAUUUUGCGCACGUACGUGCGGAACACGUAUCGCUACCACCUUCACGAGAUCUACUCGACCCUCCGUAACGAGUACACGGACUGGGAGAGGGGCGAGCAGAGCCCGGUGGCUAUCUGCGACGGGCUUUUGUCGUUGCUCGGCGACGGCCAGGUCGCAGCUCCCCUUCUGAGGUUGGCGCUGCUGCACUCGGCCUCGGGUGGACGCGGCUACUUCCUCCACUUCCAGCUGGGCGAGAGGCCGAGCCAGAGGGGCGAGGAGGUGCCCUACCUCCUCGGCAUACCUCUACUCCGGGGAGAGAUCGCGUCCGUUUUGAUCGGCCAGGCCAACUACACCUCGGCCGACGAGAAUCUGUCCAAACUGUUGGUCCACUACUUGGCCAACUUCGUGAGACGCGGAGAUCCGAACGGAGCGAGCCCCCUCACGUCGGGAUCGGACGGGCUCCCUACCAGCCCUCCGUUCUGGGAUUCGUACGACUCGAUUAAUCAGCUCUACCUGGAGGCCGGUCGCAGCACGGAAAUGCGGUCGCAUUACAGGGGCCACAAGAUGUCCCUGUGGUUGAACCUGUUGCCGCAGCUCCAUCGACCGGGCUACGAGAUCAGCAUGCGUCACCAUCACCUCGCCGAAACCGCGACCCUCUACGAAGGCGUGGUGCGCCCUCAGACCUUGGCGCAGCCGUUGCCGCCGCCUCCGCUUCCGGUUCCCUCGCCCACCGAGCCAUCCUCCAUCUCCAGCGUCGUAUCGACCACCGAGUGUACCCCUAACGCCACGGUCGCCACCACCGUGCCCACCACCACGGCCGCCCACGCCUCCAACGCCCACCCGAACCUGGGCCCGGGGCCCAACAACAUCCUCAAGAAGCUGGCCUCCAACCAUUACCAGAACUACACCACCGCCCUCUCCGUCACCAUCGGCGUCGGGGUGUUCCUCCUCGUGCUCAACAUCAUGAUAUUCGCCGGCAUCUAUUACCAGAGGGACAGGAACUCGUCGAGGUCGUCGGCCGGCCUCGCCUCGGCUUUCGCCAACAAGAAGAAGGAGGAGUUGUUGGAGGCCGGCUGCUCGGGCAUCGAGGCGCCCUCGGCCAAGCAGAGGCUGUCCACCUUGAACCUGAUGGACUCCCCCUCCUCGAGCCCGCCCCCGCACAAGGCGAAGCUCGCCCAGGAGUUGGAGCUGCAGUUGCAGGAGUUCCAGUGCUCGCCGCCCCCAGGCGGGGGGAAGAGGGGGGUGUUGGAGCCACCCCUGUACACGAGGAGCCCCUGCGUGCAGAGGACGCGGACCCCGUCGCCCUGCGUGGACGCGACCACGGCCAGGAUGGACGACGACGACGACGAGGACGACGACGACGACGACGAGGACGACGACGACGACGAGGACGACGACGAGGACGACAACGGGGAUAACAGCAGCGACGAUAACGACGACGAGAAUCUUCCUGAACCCCCGCCGCCCCCCAAGGUGCCGGCUCCCAAUGUGAAUCUCUCGUGUCCAGGUAUACUCAGGCAACCUGGCACACCUGGCAGCGCCAAGAAACGCGUUCAGAUACAGGAGAUUUCCGUCUGAGGAUCUUUCUUUUUUUUUUUUUUUUCCCUCCUUUCGAUGAAUCGAUCCAACGAUCCCGACCCCUGCCUCCUCCUCCCCACCCCCACUCGAUCGUCGCUACUGCUGGCGGUAGUCGAUCAUCGAUGGUGUCGCGCCGUGGAUCGAUCACGGAAGAGAUUUUUCGGGAUAGGAACGGAAUUCUUCCUCGAUGUGGUUUUGCACCACGUUUUUUCCAGAUAUACGGAGGUGUUCGGCAUUUCCGCGCGAUCGACGAACGAAGAAGCGCGAGUACGGCGGGGAAUAAGUGCACAAAUCAGAUGGCCUUAAAGGGAGAAUUCGUGGGAGAAACGAAGGGAGAGGCAACUCUCGUCGGACUCGGCCAACUCGGUCAACCUCCGAGUUCCCUCCGAGAUUCGACGAUGAAUAUUUUCCAAUAUUUCUUACCGACCCGAAUAGAAAACGAAAAGAAAAAAGAAAAAAAAGAAAAAAAAGAAAAAAAAUGAAAAACAAAAAAAAGAAGCGGCGACAAAAGAUUCGAAAGAGAAGAAGAGAGAGAGAGAGAGAGAGAGAGAGAGGGAGACGAGCUCCUCUUAUCGGAGUGAAUGUUCGACCGCGUGAAAAUAUUUCGUACGGAGCUAAAUUAAACGGACCUUGCUCGAAUUCUUUCGACGAGAGGAGCGUGUGUUCACCUUAUCUAUGUACCAUCCUUCCUCGAGGACGAAGAGAAAGGGAAGAGAAAGGAUCUUGUUAAAAGGAAAAAGGGAAAACGAAAGUGGAAGUUUCGUAGGAAGAGAGAAGAAAGAAGGAUACGGGGAGAGGUGAACAGAGGGUGAAAGGGAGAGAGUCGUCGAGCAUCGGUCGAAUCGUUGCCGGGGGUCGUCGCGACGCUCGACGCUACGAAACGAGGGGAUUGAUAUAAUCUCAGGAACUGAAAAGACAAGGCGCGCGCCGAACAGAGACCCGGCAGGAUGCCUCGGGCUUCCUUUAUCCGGAUUUGUCGGAGCACUAAGUGGAAUUAUUCGAGGAAUUGGAGGGUCUGACCUCGACUUUUUGGGUCUCGUGACUUUUUUUUCGCGAGAGAGAGAGAGAGAGAGAGUGUGUGUGUGCGCGCGCGCGUGUGUACGAGAGGAAUUGGACAGCUGAUGAAGCGAAACUCCGCAGGCUGAGCACAGAGAGGAGCCUGCUGGCUGAUGCGAAUCUGAACUUCUCGUCGGUAUAAUCGCGUGUGUUCUUUUAGUUACGAGAGAGAAGAGUGUGCGGGAGAGAAAGGGGUGAAGAGUGGAACGAGUGUUGAGAGAGGAUGCUUGCUAAGAAUGGUGGAGGGAUAUAUCGUCGUGAAUCGUACGAGGAAAUGUUGGAAACGGUGAAGGAUCCAUAUUUUUUUCGUUUCCUCGUGGAGGGUGCUUACAAGGACCUGUUCCUGUUCAAUUUUCGUGUUCGAGUUCGUUGUGACACGUUUGUUAUUAUAUAUAUAUGUUUUCGCGUUUGUUUGUCGUUUGUUUUUGCAAUUCUAGUAUACGAAAGUGUUUGACGUGUAAAUUGUACAAGUGGACGAGUUAAUUUAUCGUUGAAAGAGCAAUGUCGUGAUAUUUUUUGUUUUGCGAUUUUCCUGCACGGAAUGAUAAUAGUUACGAAACGAAUAAUUAUCACGUUCGGAAGAUUUAUCAAUUUAUUUAUUUUUACUGUAAUUUCCUUCGCAGGUGGAUUGACAUCCGUCACGAAACGGAUAUCGUCGACUUUGAAGAUUCGUGUUCCCAGUUCGGAAUGCAAUUUAUUCGUCUCUUUUUCUUUUAUUGAAUUAAACUUUAAAUUGUCGACAUAAUUCGUGGCACAACGCAGAGUCGAUUCGAAUGUCUAAUUUCUUUAAACAUGGUGCUCGAUCCUACGUUAAUUAACGCGAAACGCGGCCUGCAAGAGAUUUUCGCGCGAAAAUGAAAUAACGAAAUUAAUUAGUAGACAAGUGGAACUUCGAAUCGGCAAUUUUGAGAAUUUCGCGAAUGUUCUUGUUUCGAGUGUGUACCGUCCUCCUUGUUGACAAAUGCCUGUGUUUACGAGCGAGCAACGUUCCUCGCUGUUGCCUCUCGAACAAUUAGCCUUGAUUACGUUUCGUUCGAAUACCGGAACUAAGUUAGAUUCGUCGAGUUGAUAACAAAAACGCUCGUCACCCGCGCGUCUAAAUUUAUUUCUAAAACAAUCUCUCGAUCAUAGCGGAUUUCGAUAAUCCAACCAUCGAGAUUCCUUAAUUUUGAAACUAUGGAAAUCAUUUACGACGCUGCCAUUUAAACGAAAAUGAAGAAACAAUUUUGUAAUCUUAAAUUUAAUUCCGAUCGGAAGUGGAAGGCAUUAAUUCUUUGCAAAUUAAAAUUAAAAGUUGAACGAUUACGUGAUAUAUGUAUCUUUCUUUACCCUUGAUAUUUGAAUCUUUAAUUUACAAUUUAAAAUGUAGAAUGUAUCUUUGAUCGGAAUAUCAGGAACGUGAGUUUUCACGUUUUAAAUCUCGUAUUUUUUCUUUUCUUUUCUUUCGACAUAUUUAAGGAAUCCGAAACGAUUCCUCUUUCGAUUCCAUCAACGCACGAAUCUUCCUCCCUCGAUACGCUACUACCUUUCGAGGUAUUCUUCAUUUUCCAUCCACGAAAUAUACAUAGGAUAUGCGGCGGAAGUGACGAUCGAUGGCGGAAACGGGAGAUAGAUGAGUGGCGACACGUAAAAGGCGAGGAAGUUGUAAGAACGAGGGAGAGGCCAGCCAUAAAAUCUAACCUGAUUUAGCUCAAUCGGAGGAAACGCCUUUGACAAAAUUCGUGCGUCUUUGGAAUGAUUCUAUCGAUCCUCGAAUCUCGAACGAAAGAGGCGAAAAGGAGAGAGAGAGAGAGAGAAAGAGAGAGAGGCGUUUCGCGUGUACGAGUAUAUUUGCGCGUGUGUGCGUGAAAGUGCGAAAAAUUGCAGAUAUGAAGAGAAGAAUAAGAGCGAGAGAGAGAGAGAGAGAGAAUGAAAGAGAAAGAAGUUGGAGAGUCCUGUCGUUGAAAACUCUGGUGUCGAUUCGUCGAUGAAUCUUCGAUUCCUUGGUCGAAAGAUGGAAAAAUUUCCCUUCUCGAGCGAUGAAAGAUGGAAAAAUCACGUUGAAAAAUUGGCGAUCGAGGAUUUUUCGAUGGAUCGACGAGGCAACGACGUCUUCGAGCGUCAUUUACAUACAGAAUUAAACGAAGGCAUGCACACGUAUACACAUGUCUGACACGUAACACGUAACACGGAUGCGAAGGACACAUGGUGGAAACACACACGAGGUACACACGUACACGAUUAUCAAUGUUUGGAAUGUUGGGAUUUGUUUAAAUAAAUAAUUAAAGCAUUUAAAGCGUAA
This is a messenger RNA of Apis cerana (Asiatic honeybee), 8217 nucleotides long. Its product is annotated as neuroligin-1. Lineage: Eukaryota; Metazoa; Arthropoda; Insecta; Hymenoptera; Apidae. The record is from RefSeq and is a predicted model, not a curated record.